UCUUUUUCUCUCCCUCCCCUGCACGCAUUCAGCUGCUCCAGCUGUCGAUCUCCCCACUCACUUUCUCAGGGCCAUAGAUGCAGGAGCAGGACAGACAGAGGGACCACUUUAGCUCUCCACACUCACAACACACCAGGGACUACCACCGCCAGGGGACUAGAACAGCACAUCGGGCACAGGUCAACAAGGACACAAACUAGGGACCUGAAGAUAAUAGGAAGAAGAGGAUUUCACACAAAGAAAGAAGACUUGUCUAUACCAUUGAGCUGCUCUAAGCACCACAACAAGUCGUCGGCUUCUCUCAUCCUGACCUGAGGCGCCGCUACCUGUCUGACCCGCCGGCUGUGCCAGUGUGUGUUGUGUGUUAACGUGUGUGAUCCUGUCCUAUCUGCCAGUCAGUACGUGAGCAUGCGGGGCGUGUGUGUGUCGAUCCUGUGUGUCUCUGUGUUCCUCCGCAGUGCUAUUUCACAGCCACCUACAGAAAGUGACACCUACACGGAAUGCACAGAUGGGUAUCAAUGGGACUCUCAGACUCAGCACUGCAAAGACAUAAAUGAAUGUGAGACCAUUCCGGAGGCCUGUAAGGGUGAGAUGAAGUGCUUCAACCACUACGGGGGCUACCUGUGCCUCCCCCGCUCUGCCUCAGUCAUCCCAGCCCCGGACCCCCCCAGCCAGCCUGGGACCAACCUGGAGAGCACUGCCAGAGAGCCCUUCAACCCCUGUCCUCUGGGCUACGAACCCCAGGGAGACAGCUGUGUGGACGUGAAUGAGUGUGAGAGAGAUGAACACGACUGCCAGCCCAGCCAGCAGUGCAUCAACACACCUGGAGCCUUCACCUGCCAGUGUCCUGAUGGUUACCGCAAGGUUGGCACCGAGUGCAUUGACAUUGACGAGUGCAGGUACAGGUACUGUCAGCAUCGCUGUGUCAACGUCCCCGGCUCCUUCUCCUGUCAGUGUGAACCAGGCUUCCAGCUGGCCGGCAACAACCGCUCCUGUAUUGAUGUGAAUGAGUGUGACAUGGGUGCCCCCUGUCAGCAGAGGUGUUAUAACACCUACGGUACCUUCCUCUGUCGCUGUGACCAGGGCUACGAGCUGGGGCCUGACGGCUUCACCUGCAAUGACAUAGAUGAGUGCAGCUACUCCAGUUACCUGUGCCAGUUCCAAUGUGUCAAUGAACCCGGGAAGUUCUCCUGUCAGUGCCCAGAAGGCUACCAGCUGCUGGGCACACGACUAUGCCAGGAUAUAAAUGAGUGUGAGACUGGAGAGCACCAGUGUACUGAAGGACAAAACUGUGUGAAUAUCCACGGUGCCUAUCAGUGUGUGGACACCAACCGCUGCCAGGACCCUUACGUCCAAGUAACUGACAAUCGUUGUGUUUGUCCUGUGACCAAGCCAGCCUGUCGAGACCUACCCUUCUCUAUCGUCCACCGCUACAUGAGCAUCACGUCGGAGCGCUCCGUCCCCUCAGACAUCUUCCAGAUCCAGGCCACCAGCGUCUACCCCGGAGCAUACAACACCUUCCGUAUCCGCUCUGGAGACGACAAUAGAGACUUCUACAUCAGACAAAUCAACAACAUCAGCGCCAUGCUGGUUUUAGCCCGGGCCGUGACGGGACCCCUGGAGUACACAUUGGACCUGGAGAUGGUGUCAGUCAACCCCCUCCUGAGCUACCAGACCAGUUCGGCCCUGCGACUGUCCAUCUACGUAGGGCCUUAUGCCUUCUAGAGGGAGGAGAGAGAGUCAGAGACAGAGACAAAGGGGGACACACACACACACACACACACACACACACACACACACACACACACACACACACACACACACACACACACACACAGUAUAGACACAAGAGAGGAGAAAUAGGACACACAGAAGUAGUAUUGACAUACUGUACAUGUUUGCUCCCUGCCUCCUAGAGUAUCAUUCUCAACCGCUCCACAUUGCCCAUUUUUCAUGGUCCUUCGAGCCAAAUAGGGAGAAUUACCCUAGUAACCUUUGGUACCAACCCCUGAUAUGUUUUAUAAACACCCUCCAAUUGAAGAUAUAGAGAGAUGCAAAAAACAUUAUGUUAUCAUUGUAUCAUAAUCAUUCUCAUCCUGACUCUGUCAUUCCCUUGUUUUGAACAGACUCAUUCUCACUCCUAUGUUUUCAUGCUAUUCACAUUCCUUUAUGACAGUUUUCCUUAUCAUCCAAGGACACGACUCAAUAACCACUCAUAUCAAACCUCUUCAUCUGCCCUGUCGCUCCCGCAUCCAUCCCUCUCCUGAAUCAUACCUAGUCCUAGUGUUGAAGCUCUCACUCACUCACUCACCAUUUGUAGUUUUGUAACAUUACAGAUUUUGUUGUACUUUUUGACCAGGAAGCUGAUACAAAAUAAAACUAUAUACAUUUUAAUAAUGUGUUAACCAUA
This is a messenger RNA of Coregonus clupeaformis (lake whitefish), 2410 nucleotides long. Its product is annotated as EGF-containing fibulin-like extracellular matrix protein 2. The transcript is spliced from 11 exons. Lineage: Eukaryota; Metazoa; Chordata; Actinopteri; Salmoniformes; Salmonidae. The record is from RefSeq and is a predicted model, not a curated record. Gene Ontology annotation, molecular function: calcium ion binding. The coding region runs from base 409 to 1725 and encodes 438 amino acids.